Messenger RNA from Mercenaria mercenaria, 1140 nucleotides. Its product is annotated as gamma-aminobutyric acid type B receptor subunit 1-like. Gene Ontology annotation, cellular component: G protein-coupled receptor heterodimeric complex; membrane. Gene Ontology annotation, molecular function: G protein-coupled GABA receptor activity. Gene Ontology annotation, biological process: G protein-coupled receptor signaling pathway; gamma-aminobutyric acid signaling pathway. The record is from RefSeq and is a predicted model, not a curated record. The coding region runs from base 1 to 1140 and encodes 379 amino acids. The transcript has 9 exons. Lineage: Eukaryota; Metazoa; Mollusca; Bivalvia; Venerida; Veneridae.
AUGCUAACUUUUCUUGGCUGUAUAUACUGUGAAAAGAAGAAAUUAUAUAUAGGUGUAUUGCUGGAGCUAUCAGACCAUUGGUAUGUGAGGUACACCAACUUUUUCCCGACCGUGUUCGAGAACGCAUUCCAGGGAAUAUAUAACAGAUCGGAUAUUCUGGCAGACUAUGAAUUCGAAAUGGUUAUUAAGGACACUCAGGGUAAAGCUGGUUUAGCCGCGAGACAAUUAACUGAAAUGCUGACGGAAGGACCACCUAAAGUUGCUAUCAUCGGGCCAACACUUUCUGAUUCCCUUACAGUCACGGGACAAAUUGUACCUUUCUACAAUGUCAUAGAGCUUUCAUAUAUUGCAACAACAGCUACGACCACGGACAGGGAUCUUUUCUCCACACUUUUUAAAGUGAACCAGGUUACAAAUGCGCUGAAUCCUCUGCUGAUCCAAAUGAUGAAGUAUUUUGGAUGGACAAGGGUUGGAACCAUAGCACACCAAGAGGAAUUUUCAGUAUCGCAAAUUGAUCAUUUUCAUGGACUUCUGAGAGAAAACAACAUGACACUGGUCACGUCUGCCGUUAUAUCUGACACCAGUAAUAUCAGAGAUGUUUUGAAAAGAUACAAGCAAUUUGGUGUUCGGAUAAUCAUGGGAGCAUUCCGAGGAAAGGUAGCACCAAAAAUAUUUUGUGAGGUAUACCAUCAAGACAUGUAUGGGGACAGUUAUGUUUGGAUAUUGUCUGGACCUGCAUUGUUCGAUGGUUGGAUAGACGUUGCUAAUACUACUGAAAUGGGCUGCACCAAAGAAGAAUUAAUUGAAGCAACUCAAGGCCAUUUUACACUUGACCACUUACGGGAGAGUAUGUCAACCGAACCAUGCAUAUCCGGAAAGACGCCAAAAGAAGUAAUGAACGAGUUGAGAGGUUUUGUCAGUGAAACCCGUUACACCUUGUCAACCUUUUCAAGCUGGAUCUACGAUACACCAUGGGCACUUGCUAUAGGUUUAAACAAUAGCAUAAAGUAUUUGGGAGAAUCUGGAUUGCAGCUUCACAACUAUAACUACAGCUCUGAAUAUCUCGAUGCCAUUGUUAAAGGGAUGAGAGAAGUCCGCUAUAUGGGUGUUUCGGACGUGAUUAUCAUUCUACACGUUUAA